This is a messenger RNA of Paramecium pentaurelia, 1099 nucleotides long. The record is from the annotation of a GenBank genome assembly. Lineage: Eukaryota; Ciliophora; Oligohymenophorea; Peniculida; Parameciidae.
CAAUGUUAGAUUUUAAAUAAGGACAUUUAGAAACUGGAGAAUUUAAUAAUAAUGAACCACACAAGAAUCAUUCUAAAUGGCUGAAAAUGGAAGAUCAAUCUAAAUAAGGGAAUCCUAUGAGAUUUGGCAAAGGAGAUAGAAUUGAGACUGAAAGAAUAAAACGAGGUGUUGACAAUAAUAGUUAGAAAAUUGAUUAUUUGGUAAUAUAUUUCUUAUACAGAAAAAAGACUUAAUGAUGUUGACUAAUCCUACAUGGAAAUAAUAUGAUAAAUCUAAAUGGAUGGAUAAAGAUACCUUUAAUAUAUAUAAUAAGAAGAGGUAUGACCCAGCAUCAUGGGAUCAAUUUCCAUUAGAUUAUUAAAAUUAAAGUAAAGUAUUUGUUGAAGGAUUUGAAGUAUUGGGAGAUCCAACACGAAAGAGAUUGAAAGAUUAAGAAGUAUUUAUUCAUUUAAAUCAUAUAGCAUAAGAGAACUGAAUAUAUUACUACUAUAAAAGAAGAUCAAAUUGAAACUACUCUUCAUAUAUCAAGAUCUUUAAGAACCUUUAAAGCUGAUUAAUUAAUUAAUGAAUAACCUAAAUUUGAUGAAUAUUCUUAAAAUGCAAAACUCAAAUAUUACAAAUCUGCUUUAAUUGAAACCAAAAGUAUCGAUCAUUAAAUACCAUAUUAACAUAGUAAUAAGUAUUAUAUUAUUGCAUUACCAAUAGCUUUAAAUCUCUAGAAUUUAAAAAUCUUAGACCUGAAUUAAAAUCAAAAGUAUUUCGUAAUUCAUUAACUACUUCCACCAAAGCUUAAACUUAGAAUUGCAAUUAGACUCCUUUAAAAACAACUUAAACCAAAUUUGAAACUGAAUAGGCAACUACUACAGUUUAAAUGCAUUCUAAAUUAUCAAGAAUCCAAGAGGUUUCUUAAAAUUUGAUUGGUUCAGAUUAAAAGAUAACUAUUAAUCAAAAGACUUUAGAAAGUGAAUAGUCAAAAUCUAAGACUUAAUUUAAUAAAUAAUAAUAAUUAGAUAAUCUUAUAAAACUCAAAUAUCCAUAUCAUUAGGAGAAUGAUGAAACAACUAAUAAGAUUUUACAUGAAUAUUUUAGAUGUUAAUGA